Messenger RNA from Syzygium oleosum, 832 nucleotides. Its product is annotated as alpha-1,3-mannosyl-glycoprotein 2-beta-N-acetylglucosaminyltransferase-like. Lineage: Eukaryota; Viridiplantae; Streptophyta; Magnoliopsida; Myrtales; Myrtaceae. Bases 191 to 832 code for a protein of 213 amino acids. The transcript is spliced from 8 exons. Gene Ontology annotation, cellular component: Golgi apparatus. Gene Ontology annotation, molecular function: alpha-1,3-mannosylglycoprotein 2-beta-N-acetylglucosaminyltransferase activity. The record is from RefSeq and is a predicted model, not a curated record.
AAGCACAAGACGAAAGAACAAAGCGCCAUUAAAGCCUUCUCGGAAUCCUCGACCUCCUCUCGCUAGCUGGACCUGAUCCGUUGCGUUUUCCGGUCGGCCAUGUUCCGUGCCCGCGCGACGCCCUCGCCGCCGCGUGAUCUUCACGGCUCGCUGCGGCGAAUCCCCUCCCCCCCGCCGCUCCGGAGGGACGAUGGUGAACAAGUUCCUCUACGACUUCCGGUUCCUCCUCCUCGCCGCGGCGGUGGCGUUCAUCUACAUCCAGAUGCGUCUUUUCACAACACAAUCGGAAUAUGCCGAUCGACUUGCUGCUGCUGUUGAAGCCGAGACUCGUUGUACAAGUCAAAUGCGAAAACUAAUUGAUCAGAUAAGCAUGCAAGAAAGCCGUAUUGUGGAGCUAGAAGUCAAAGGCCUUCAAAGAUGUACGGACAAAAUACAAACCCAAGUGGCAGCAGUGGUGAUCGUGGCAUGCAACCGCGCUGAUUAUCUUGAGAGGACCAUUAAGUCUAUCUUGAAUUAUCAGAAUGCUGUUGCUUCAAAGUACCCACUUUAUGUAUCCCAGGAUGGGUCUGAUCCACAAGUUAGAAAGAAGGCCUCGAGUUAUGAUCAGUUAACCUACAUGCAGCAUUUGGAUUCUAAGCCGGUGCAAAACCGAAAGGCCUGGGGAGUUUUGAUUGCAUACUCUACAGAAAUUGCACCCGAUAUCGAUUUCUUCUGCUAUUGCUUUGAUAGGUUUUUGUGCCAAUCUCAUGCGCGUUCAUAUCAGGGCAUGACGAAUGGGGCAUUGGAUGAACUAUUCCACAAACAUAACCUCGAUCGAGUAAAUCAUGCUUGA